Molecule: messenger RNA, 812 nt
Organism: Caenorhabditis auriculariae
Lineage: Eukaryota; Metazoa; Nematoda; Chromadorea; Rhabditida; Rhabditidae
Source: the annotation of a GenBank genome assembly
AUGCAACGAUCAAUCUCCGCUGUCCCCAGAGCUGUCGGGCCGGGACAGGACACAAAAAAUGUGUGUGCGAGGGGUUUCUGGCAGGAAAUGAUAGUAUCUUUGGCGAUGGAGACGACGACGUUCAAGGCCAUCAGUAACGUACGUCUUCGGGACGACUACGACGGGCCGACGAGAGGGAAGUUUUGAGUCGACGCCAACCCACACACACCCCUAUCAUUACCGCCGACACCUUCCUACUAUCAGUUACAUCGAUUUUGGAAGAAUAAGUUCGAAAAAAGUAAAAAAGGGCAUUUUUGCUGUCACGGCGAUGCAGGACAGACUGAAAAAAAAUAAAGGCGAUUUUAUUGCGCCAACUAUGCUCCAUCGAGAAACAAGAGAAAAAAGUAAAAUUUAGAGCGUUUUUCAACCAUCGAGACUUGAAAAAAGGUCAUUGGCGAUUUUUGUCCUAUCAAGCGCGCUCUAUUGAGAAAAGCUCAUUUUUGUGAGAGCAAUCGGGUUUUCAUGAUUAAAAUGUCAAUGAAAAGGAUGGGAAGGUGAAAAAAACAACUCCAGACAUUUUUUUCAAGAAGGUCCGCAAAAUAAAACCAUCCGCACAGCAAAAAAAAAAAGAAAUAGUGGAAGUUAACCUUUUUUUCAAAAAAAUACUAGGCAUCCUAGAAACUUAGAAUAAUAUUUUUAAACAUUAGUUUAUAGCAAAAAUGGAGAAAAAAAACUGAAAAGUCUCAAAAGCUAGGGAGUACAGGUGGCCUGGAGAGACGGCAGAGAUGCAGAGAACUGUCUUUUUCUCUGCUGGCACUUCAAGCGGCCGUUGA